AUGGCUAGGAUCUUCAACUUUGGGAUCUCCAGUGUGAUCUCCGCGAUCCAAUUUGCCGCGAUGGCAUUUCUAAUCAUCUGCUGCGUGACAGCUCCUGUUUUUAAGCAGAUUGGCAUCGCGAAAACGAACGACGUUGUCUUUGGUACAUUUGGCUACUGCGAAAGUGACAAGUGCUCCUCUGCGGCGGCCAACUAUCAUCCAGAAUUGCUGGCUUCUUCUGAAACGUGGAAAGUCAGUUCCUCGGCGCGCGGAAAGUUAGGGAACAUUCUUAUUGUCAUGCCUGUUGCCGCAGGUCUCACCUUCUUUGCAAUCAUGAGCAAUUUUGUAUCGCAGUUUGGCAGCAUAAGUGCGUCAGGUGCGAGUUUUGUCGUCAAUCUACUAUUAUCCAUCCUAGCGUUCGCCGCUUCCGCUCUGAUGUGUGUGGUGACCUUUCUGCUGUUUUACCCCAAAGUGACCUGGUGUUCUUGGCUCUUGAUCCCAGCAGCUGUUAUCAAUCUCGCAUGUGUCCCACUGACUUACGUUGCUCACUCUUUAGCACCUAGAAUGGACACAGAUGAAGAGGGGUCGGAGAUGAAUAAAGGCUUCGGGCACGACGUAACUCGAUUGGAUCAAGAUCCUGUCUACGAUCGGUAUAGUAUGAAUAAUUACAAUGAGAAUCCCGAGGGAACUAAGGCCGAUAAACCAGCUUAUCCUGAAUUCUACAAGGGUCCACAGAUCGUCACUUCCACAACUUUGAACUCUGCCACGACAGAUUCGAGGUCUGACCGUGAAGCUUUCAUUCGUGACAAACAAAGUUUGAGCGCCGAUCCUCAAGACCAUCAAUCGCAACUUGUGGCGCCCGGUAAGGAGGCGCCUGUCAACGACUUCUCUUUCGAAAAUACAUCAAAUGAGACGAAACCAUAUUCAGCCAUUGCCGGUCCUUAUGGUGAACCGAGAUCUGGGACAGAAGAUUCCAUUCCGAAAGCAUUUCCAGCUUUACCUCAUAUGAAUCGUGGGCCUUCGAAUACGUCCUCGUUCUAUUCAGAGAGAGCAAAUGGCAUUUCGCGUCAAGGUACCUUGAACACAACUGACUUAAGACCUUCUUCCGCACUAAAUUUACAAACAGUAAAAGAUGAGAAGCCUAAUCAGGAAGAGUUACAGAAGAUCAUCAAUGGCGCGAUCCGCGAGGAAGAAGACGAAGAGUUUAUCAAGCAGCAGACGAUUGACCCAAGCGAGCGCCCACAUCUAGAUGACGACGAUGGAAUCAAAGACGAUGACUCUGAUUUUACCUCUGUUUCCCAGCGUGGUAUUAAUCCAAAUUAUAUGCAGUUUACGACAGGGCCAAGAAUUGGUCAUCAACCACAUCAAGCUAAGACGAUGUCAAACAUGAGAGGUCCCGUGAAUCAGCCAGGUGUUCCUCUUGCUGGCGCCCCUAGUCACACAUAUCACAUGGUUCCUUCGCAUGCCCAGAGGGCCUACGUUCCUCAGCCAAAGGAAGUUGCAACGCGUCAAAAUUAUCAACCUUAUUCAGCACAUCAACCUCUUCAAGGCACACAGGGGAUCGCACCGUCAAAAUUUCCAUCCUUACUCGAUACAACAACCGCCUCAAGGCCCCAUUCCUGCUGCGUUUCCCAGGGCGCAACAUCCAGCGCCAAAUUUGCGCGGUAAUUCUGACGCUGUCCUGAACACAAAUCCUGAUUUCAUGGUCUCUGAUGUAGCUACUGCAAGAAGGCCCGGGGUUGGAAGGCCCCAACAAGGAAUGUAUGCCCCGCCUCCGCAAAGUGCGACUUCACCAAUUUACCGGCCGGCCUACAAGAAACGCUUACCAAAGCAAAAUAUGCCGGCUGCUUCGAUGGCCAGGGAUGGCCCAUAUAGCGGUAUGAUGUAA
This is a messenger RNA of Lachancea nothofagi CBS 11611, 1867 nucleotides long. NCBI's taxonomy places the organism in Eukaryota, Fungi, Ascomycota, Saccharomycetes, Saccharomycetales, Saccharomycetaceae. The record is from the annotation of a GenBank genome assembly.